Nerophis ophidion (straightnose pipefish) is the source of this 5879-nucleotide messenger RNA. Its product is annotated as cold shock domain-containing protein C2-like. Gene Ontology annotation, molecular function: mRNA 3'-UTR binding. Gene Ontology annotation, biological process: regulation of mRNA stability. NCBI's taxonomy places the organism in Eukaryota, Metazoa, Chordata, Actinopteri, Syngnathiformes, Syngnathidae. The coding region runs from base 204 to 635 and encodes 143 amino acids. The transcript has 4 exons. Gene Ontology annotation, cellular component: cytoplasm. The record is from RefSeq and is a predicted model, not a curated record.
CACCGGAACCCCCACCAGCUGCGCGCGCUCACACUCACGCUCAUCAGGCGCUUUCAUUUCUUGAUUUAUGACUUCCAGCCUUCAAUUUUUCUACCGCUUGCCCCUCACUUGUUUUGUUUCAUUCAUCUUUACAGAAGACGCCAUUCAUCCUUAUAGAAGACGACGGCCACACUUCAGCUGCUGCAGCAUGAUAGCUGUCCUGGAUGCGUGCUGAGCGUGUGUGGCCCACCAGAGGAGCCUCCGCAGCGUCCAUGGCCGAGCCCUCCUUCCCCUUCCCGAGGGAGGGCAGCCGGGUGUGGGAGACCCUGCCCAGCCCGCUGCCCACCAAGCGCACUCGCACAUACUCGGCCACGGUGCGAGCCCACUCAGGUCCAGUGUUUAAGGGGGUGUGCAAGAAGUUCUCCAGGUCCCAAGGACACGGCUUCAUCCGACCCAGUCAUGGUGGAGAAGACAUCUAUGUCCACAUCUCAGACAUCGAGGGUGAGUACGUGCCGGUGGAAGGUGACCAGGUGACCUACAAGGUGUGCCGAGUUCCUCCCAAGAACCUGAAGGUGCAGGCGGUGGAGGUGAAGAUCAUCCACCUCAACCCCGGCAGCAAACACGAGACCUGGUCCGGCCAGAUCAUCAGUUCCUAGGUCUGGGCUCCGGGACCACCUCUGGGCCGCGGGGUGACCACAAGUGAGGGAGUCGUGGGGGCGGGACUGAAAAGGUGUGCGUCUUGUUUUUGUUUUCCCGGGACCGAGACCCUGAUCUAAAGACACCAAAUAUAGUCCUGUCCUGGGACUUGCUGCCCAGUAGAACUUCCAAGGUGGCCACAGAUCCAGAUUUCUGCAAAAAAAAAAAAAAAAAAAAACGCCUUCUGGCUCCUCCCCCACCCUCCAAACCUCUCUAAAACAUUUUCCUCUUUGACCCUGCGUCAACCCGGCGGCCAUCUUGAGCAGGGCGAGGCUGUCUACAAAGCGUGGCCCGCAGCUAAGUGUUAGAGUAGAAUGGACUUUAUUGUCAUUCUAUUUACAUAUAACGAGAUUAAAGACUCCAACUUAAGGUGCGGUAGUGGGAACAAAUAUGGGGUGAAAUAAAUAACACAAGAGGUAAUAAAGGAAAAAACGAACAAUUGAAAUAAACAGACUACUAUCCAAUAAAAAAUAAUAAGCAUUCUAAGAUUAGCAUGCUAGCUUUGUUUGCCAAUCCUGCAGGUAAACACCUGAGCGUCAAAUAUUUGCUUACUCAACAAAUCAUACGUGUUGGCCUUUUUAGCUAACAUUGUAGGUGCACAACUCAGUCAUAUUUUGGUACUUGAUGCAUGCUAACGUUAGCAGGCUAGCACUUUAACCACAUUUUUUGGGUACACACGUGAGAGUAAUAUAUUUUAUUACUUGGCCCAUGUUACAGUUAGCUUUUUGGCAUGCUAGCAAUUUAGCAGCUAUAACCCUCAGUGUCAUAUUUUGGUAUUUCACUAAUGUUAACUGUAAGCAUGCUAUUGUUAGCAGAGUCCUGUUAGCAUGUUGAUGUUGGUAUGCUAUUUUUUUUUUUUUUUUUUAGCUAACUUUGUAGUUGCACACCCAAGUCAUAUUUUGGUACUUGAUGCAUGCUAAUGUUAGCAGACUAGCACUUUAACCACAUUUUUUGGUUACACACGUGAGAGAUAUAUAUUUUAGUACUUGGCCCAUGUUUCAGUUAGCAUUUUGGCAUGCGAGCAAUUUAGCAUCUAUAACCCUCAGUGUCAUAUUUUGGUAUUUCACUAAUGUUAACUGUAAGCAUGCUAUUGUUAGCAGAGUCCUGUUAGCAUGUUGAUGUUGGUAUGCUAGUUAUGUUUUUUUAGUUUUUUUUUAGCUAACUCAAGGUCCACACCUCAGUCAUAUUUUGGUACUUGAUGCAUGCUAACAUUAGCAGGCUAGCACUUUAACCACAUUUUUUGGGUACACACGUGAGAGUGAUAUAUUUUAGUACUUGGCCCAUGUUACAGUUAGCAUUUUAACAUGCUAGCAAUUUAGCAUCUAUAACCCUCAGUGUCAUAUUUUGGUAUUUCACUAAUGUUAACUGUAAGCAUGCUAUUGUUAGCAGAGUCCUGUUAGCAUGUUGAUGUUGGUAUGCUAGUUAUGUUUUUUUUGUUUUUUUUUAGCUAACUCAAGGUCCACACCUCAGUCAUAUUUUGGUACUUGAUGCAUGCUAACAUUAGCAGGCUAGCACUUUAACAACAUUUUUUGGUUACACAUGUGAGACAUAUAUUUUAGUACUUGGCCCAUGUUUCAGUUAGCAUUUUGGCAUGCUAGCAAUUUAGCAUCUAUAACCCUCAGUGUCAUAUUUUGGUAUUUCACUAAUGUUAACUGUAAGCAUGCUAUUGUUAGCAGAGUCCUGUUAGCAUAUUGAUGUUGGUAUGCUAGUUAUGUUUUUUUAGUUUUUUUUUAGCUAACUCAAGGUCCACACCUCAGUCAUAUUUUGGUACUUGAUGCAUGCUAACAUUAGCAGGCUAGCACUUUAACCACAUUUUUUGGGUACACACGUGAGAGUAAUAUAUUUUAUUACUUGGCCCAUGUUACAGUUAGCUUUUUGGCAUGCUAGCAAUUUAGCAGCUAUAACCCUCAGUGUCAUAUUUUGGUAUUUCACUAAUGUUAACUGUAAGCAUGCUAUUGUUAGCAGAGUCCCGUUAGCAUGUUGAUGUUGGUAUGCUAGUUAUGUUUUUUUUGGGUUUUUUUCGCUAACUUAAGGUCCACACCUCAGUCAUAUUUUGGUACUUGAUGCAUGCUAACAAUAGCAGGCUAGCACUUUAACAACAUUUUUUGGUUACACACGUGAGAGAUAUAUAUUUUAGUACUUGGCCCAUGUUACAGUUAGCAUUUUGGCAUGCUAGCAAUUUAGCAGCUAUAACCCUCAGUGUCAUAUUUUGGUAUUUCACUAACGUUAACUGUAAGCAUGCUAUUGUUAGCAGAGUCCUGUUAGCAUGUUGAUGUUGGUAUGCUAGUUAUGUUUUUUUUGUUUUUUUUUUCGCUAACUUAAGGUCCACACCUCAGUCAUAUUUUGGUACUUGAUGCAUGCUAACAAUAGCAGGCUAGCACUUUAACAACAUUUUUUGGUUACACACGUGAGAGAUAUAUAUUUUAGUACUUGGCCCAUGUUACAGUUAGCAUUUUGGCAUGCUAGCAAUUUAGCAGCUAUAACCCUCAGUGUCAUAUUUUGGUAUUUCACUAACGUUAACUGUAAGCAUGCUAUUGUUAGCAGAGUCCUGUUAGCAUGUUGAUGUUGGUAUGCUAGUUAUGUUUUUUUUGUUUUUUUUUAGCUAACUCUAGGUCCACACCUCAGUCAUAUUUUGGUACUUGAUGCAUAAUAACGUUAGCAGGCUAGCACUUUAACAACAUUUUUUGGUUACACACGUGAGAGUGAUAUAUUUUAGUACUUGGCCCAUGUUACCGUUAGCAUUUUGGCAUGCUAGGAAUUUAGCAGCUAUAACCCUCAGUGUCAUAUUUUGGUAUUUCACUAAUGCUAACUGUAAGCAUGCUAUUGUUAGCAGAGUCCUGUUUGCAUGUUGGUGUCGGUAUGCUAGUUAUUUGUUUGUUUUUAGCUAACUUUGUAGGUGCACACCUCAGUCAUAUUUUGGUACUUGAUGCACGCUAAUGUUAGCAGGCUAGCACUUUAACCACAUUUUUUGGGUAUAUACGUGAAAGUAAUAUAUUUUAUAACUUGGCCCAUGUUACAGUUAGCAUUUUGACAUGCUAGCAUUAUCAUUCCGGAGUUGGUUAUUUAAUUUAGCAGCCAUAACCCUCAGUGUCAUAUUUUGGUAUUUUUACUAAUGUUAACUGUGAGCAUGCUAUUGUUAGCAGAGUCCGGUUAGCAUGUUGAUGUUGGUAUGCUAUUUUUUUUUUUUAGCUAACUUUUUAGGUACAUAUUUUGGUACUGGAUGCAUGCUAAUGUUAGCAGGCUAGCACUUCAAACUCAAAUUCCUCAGUAAUUUUGCCAAAAGUCAGCAUGGAGUUAUUGAGUCUGUUUAGCUGAUUGGAGAGCUACCUUGCGCAGCUAACGGGUCCUUGACCAUGACUUCUGUUUUGUUUGAUUGGCCGUUUUACUGCCCUGCUACAGAAACAAGGUAUGUGAAUAUUUAUUAAAUAUUUCAGUGUAAAAAAGUAAUUUAACAAGGUAUAUAUCUGCCACCUAUAGUCCGGUGCAGCGAAUAUAUGUAAAAUAAAAUUCAAAAAAAGUCUUUUAAAAUGUAGUUUUGGAAAUAAUCGCCAGAAAGGAUUGUGAUGUUUGGACUUUGGAGGUUCUACUGGAUGCGUCCCUUCCAUCAAGUAGCAGAUAUGGUUCUCUCAUCUUAGAGCCCGGGGGUCCAAACAGACCCCAAAUAGCAAAAGGGGCCCUUUCGCUAUUUGUCAUUGUAAAAAGCAAUACAAAAUUAUUGGAACCAUUUGGGCUUCCCUCAGAUUUGGUGACAAUAGAAAGUCCCGGGCAGUCUUUACACUUUAAAAAAAAAGAAAAAGAAGUCAUAUAUAUAAAUAUAUGUUUUUAUUUUAAUGCUUGAACAUAUGUAGAUCAACUCCAAAUAUAUUGGUGUGACAUUAAGUUGUUGUUUUUUUAAGUUGUAUGCCCUUUUUGUUCAUGUUUUUUUCCCCAAAAAAGGUUGAAAGUGAAAUAUUUGAUGUGAAGCAAAUGUAGCCUUUAUUUGGUCAAUCAUUCAUAACAACAUUGCUUUUGGUUCUUUUUUUUUUUUUUUUUUUUUUUAACAAUGACAGUUAAAAACAAUCUGACUCAACUGUGGGCAAUCCAAAAGGCCCCACUAAUAAAAGUGUGUCUAAUAAAUCAUCAGUUAAAAAAAUAUGCUGUCCAAACUUUUAGAUCCAUCCAUCUUUCUCCGCUUAUCCGAGGUUUUCCGAAGUGUUCCUGAGCCCAUGUGGUGAUUACACACUGGUGGUGGAUUGUCCGAAGCUUAAACAGCAAACAAAGUGGAUUUAGUACAAAGGUUUUAUUUACCCAUAAUCAAAAGUACAGAGUUGGAUUGAAUUGCCCAUGCAGACAGACACCGUCCUCCGGAGCGACGUAGAUGAUCGAAAUCAUGCGAAUCAAGCAAAAUCGUAUCAAAUAUUGGUCUACUGGCUUUUUAUAUGUUUCCCUCAUGUGUCAAGGUCCCGUUGUUUUGCAACUGCUUGCUCCGCAACAACCUUGGAUCCCUUAGUCAUAACAAACAAUCAAAACAUUUUGUAGAAUGGUUCGAGCGACCUCAAAUUCAACUUUCAUCUACAUAUGAUCCUUCAAUGCUUUCAAAUAGGAAAAUAGAAAAGAGCAGACCUCUUAAGGCUUUUUAACAAGCUUUCCUCCCGACUUCGAUAGACACAAAAUAUGGUAAAAAAGUCAGAAAUUCCACUACACACGGAUGUGGCUUUUUGAUGCAGUAGCACCUGAGGGAUGGAAGGUGCGUCAUAUCGUGGCUUACGUGCAGUGAUUUCUCCAGAUUGUCUGAACCUUUUGAUGAUAUUACAUAGCGUAGAUGGUGAAAUCCCUAAAUUCCUUGCAAUAAAUAGCUGGUUGAGAAAUGUUGUUUUUAAACAAUUUGCUCAGGCAUUUGUUGACAAAGUGGUGACCCUCGCCCCGUCCUUGUUUGUGAACGACUGAGCAUUUCAUUGAAGCUGCUUUUAUAGCCAGUCGUGGCACCCACCUGCUCCCAAUUAGCCUGUUCACCUGCGGAUGUUCCAAAUAAGAUUUUGAUGAGCAUUCCUCAACUUUCUCACUCUUUUUUGCCACUUGUGCCAGCUUUUUUGAAAAAAAAAACAAACAAAAAAAAAAACAUGUUGCAGGCAUUAAAUUCCAAAUGAGCCAAUAUUUGUUUUCCUGUUAGAAUGUAAAAUAUCUUGUCUUUGCUGUCUAUUCAAUUGAAUAUAAGUUGAAAAAGA